Messenger RNA from Brenthis ino (lesser marbled fritillary), 1422 nucleotides. The record is from the annotation of a GenBank genome assembly. Lineage: Eukaryota; Metazoa; Arthropoda; Insecta; Lepidoptera; Nymphalidae.
AUGGAUAACGAAAAUAAAUUAGAAGAACUGGCUCUCAGUCUGUACAAAAUUGAUGCAGUUAAGUUUGGAGAGUUUAUGACUAAAAGUGGAAUUAAAACACCCGUUUACUUUGAUCUACGGGUUAUCGUGAGCUACCCUAAUGUUAUGGAAUUAAUAUCUAAUUUGCUGUAUGAUUUUGCUAUUAAGGGAAACAAUUUUGAACAUGUUUGUGGUGUACCAUAUACAGCAUUACCUAUUGCUACAUUACUUAGUGUUAAAGCCAAAAAAUCCAUGUUGAUGAGACGUAAAGAAGCCAAGUCAUAUGGCACAAAAAAAGUUAUAGAGGGUCAUUACAAACCAGGUGAUUUAUGUCUUAUUAUUGAAGAUGUAGUUACAUCUGGCUCUAGUGUAUUAGAGACUGUUAAUGAUUUAAGAAAAGAAGGCUUAAAAGCAGAUGAAGCCAUUAUAAUAUUAGACAGAGAACAGGGAGGAAAACAAAAUUUGGCUUCAAAUAAUGUACAAAUUAAAGCAUUAUUUACAAUGACUGAAUUAAUCAAAAUUCUUGUUAAAAACAAGAAAAUAAGCGAGCAAAUUGGUCUAGAUGUGAUGAAUUAUUUGAAAAACAUUCAAGCUCCAGUAUCUGCACUAGCCACAGAAAGAAUAUUAAUUUCUUAUGAAAAAAGAGCUGAAUUAGCUAAAAAUGCCAUUGCAAGACAACUAUUCACUAUAAUGGCUAUAAAGAAAACCAACUUGUGUUUAUCGGUAGAUCUCACAACUUCCACAGAAAUUUUAGACCUUAUAGAAAAAGUUGGAGACCAUGUAUGUUUAGUAAAAACACAUGUGGAUAUCAUUGAAGAUUUUUCUAAUAAUUUUAUAUCACAACUGCAGCAAUUGGCAAAAAAAUUUAACUUCUUGAUCUUAGAAGACAGAAAAUAUGCAGAUAUUGGACAUACAGUAUCGUUACAGUAUUCUCAAGGUCUAUAUAAAGUUUCUGAUUGGGCUGAUUGUGUCACAUCACACUCUUUACCUGGAGAAGGUAUUCUGAAGGCUUUGAAUAACUCAUCAAAUGGUAUCAGUCGAGGAGUUUUUUUAUUGGCUGAAAUGAGCAGUGAGGGCAAUCUCAUCACACCUGAUUAUACAGAGGCAACUGUAAAAAUGGCUGCAAAAUAUCCAGAAUUGAUUACAGGGUUUGUGUGUCAAAAUAAAAAUACUUUUAAUAAUCCAGGUCUUAUUCAGCUAACUCCUGGAGUGCAGUUAGAGAGCUCUAAAGACAAUCUUGGCCAAGUCUAUAACACUCCUGAUAAAGUUAUUUUGGAAAAUGGUGCUGAUAUCAUUGUAGUGGGAAGAGGUAUUGUUGCAUCGAAAAACCCAGAAACCCAAGCUGUUAUUUAUAAAGAUGCUUUAUGGAAAUGUUAUAUGAAGAGAGUAUCGGGUAAAAUAGAA